Aspergillus calidoustus is the source of this 393-nucleotide messenger RNA. The record is from the annotation of a GenBank genome assembly. Lineage: Eukaryota; Fungi; Ascomycota; Eurotiomycetes; Eurotiales; Aspergillaceae.
AUGGUCUUCAAAGCCCUCCUCUUCGCAACCCGCAAAGCGGGAAUCACUCCGGCCGAGUUCAAAACCCACUAUGACACCGUCCACCUCCCGCUCAUCAAAAGCCUCGCAGGCGACACUCUGCCCAUCUAUCAUAAACGAUCCUACCUUGCACGACCUCUAGCGGGCGAGGACAACAGCUACCCGGCCGCAGUAGUCCUGGGAACACAGGACGACUUCACCUACGACUGCAUUACCGAAAUCGCCUUUGAGAACGAGGAAGGCUUUAAAGUGUUCUUCGGCAAAAGAAUGCAGCCUGGGAUCAAGGAGGUCAUUGAUGCCGACGAGGAGAAGUUUCUGGACUCGACUAAGGUCAAGGUUGUGAUACUGGGGGAUGUUUCGGAGACGUUCUUUUGA